AUGGCGAGGAGAGGGCAAGCCAGAACCGUGGGCGCCUCCGUCUUCCCGUGCCUCUUCGUUAUCCUGCUGGCCGGGGGGUCCCCAGCGGGUUGUGCUGGAGACGGCGGCUCCGCGUCCCACAGCGCAGCUGGCACCGCAGAGAAGCCUAUCCUACUGAACGACAUCGUGGAUGCCGAAGCCUUCGUCAGCGGUGCAGAGGUGGCGGUCAUUGGAUUCUUCCAGNNNCCGCGGAGCCCCGCAGCGUCCCAGUUUGAGCGGGCGGCCGGCCGCAUCGCGGAGGUUCCCUUCGGCCUCAGCACCAGCCCCGCCGUCCUGUCCCGCUACGGCGUGGCGGCGAACACCCUCACGCUCUUCCGUAGGGUAGACAAUGACCGGAGGGAUCUGGAUAUGAACAGCGAAGAUGUUGAUGCCGAGAAGAUGACUCGUUUCAUUCGGAUGAACGAGCUCCGCCUGGUGACAGAGUACAACCCUGUGACAGCAAUAGGUGUGAUGCAGAGUUCACUCCAGCUUCACCUCCUCCUGAUCACAGACAAGAUGUCCCCAAGGCACCCCGAGCGAAUGCGUAGAUAUCGGGCGGCAGCGGAGCUCUUCAAGGGUAAGAUUCUUUUUAUCCUGGUAGACAGCAAUUUGAAGAGUAAUGAACAAACAGUGUCAUUCUUCAAACUGAAGAAGUCCCAGCUGCCAGCUCUGGCUAUAUUCAACACACCAGAUGAGAAGCAGGAUGUGUUGACUCUGGAUGAAGUCUCUGUUGAGCGUGUACAGGACUUCUGUAAUCGUUUCUUACAAAGAAUGCAGAAGAAAGAAGAUGAACCUGAAGAGAAGACCCUCAAUGAGGAGCUCUGA
Messenger RNA from Haliaeetus leucocephalus (bald eagle), 843 nucleotides. It is a transcript of the gene ERP27, whose product is annotated as endoplasmic reticulum protein 27. The coding region runs from base 1 to 843 and encodes 280 amino acids. Gene Ontology annotation, biological process: response to endoplasmic reticulum stress; protein folding. The transcript has 7 exons. Gene Ontology annotation, cellular component: endoplasmic reticulum. Lineage: Eukaryota; Metazoa; Chordata; Aves; Accipitriformes; Accipitridae. The record is from RefSeq and is a predicted model, not a curated record.